Messenger RNA from Phytophthora sojae, 1896 nucleotides. RefSeq lists its product as hypothetical. Lineage: Eukaryota; Oomycota; Peronosporomycetes; Peronosporales; Peronosporaceae. Bases 1 to 1896 code for a protein of 631 amino acids. The transcript has 3 exons. The record is from RefSeq and is a predicted model, not a curated record.
AUGAACGAGUCCGCGUCCAAGUCGAGCCUCGCUUCGUCCGGUGGGAAGCCAUCCACAGCCAACAGCUCGGGGGCUCCAAAUGGCCGCAAGACGCGCACGAUUAUCGUUGCACGAGCGAUUCCUGAUGAGCCAGCUAAGGUCGUGCCUGCUGCAACUCGUGGAGAGGGCCCGUCAGCCGUCGUGAACCAGCACCACAGUCGAGACGCUCGAUCCGGAAAGCUGGCUUCAUAUGCAGCACUCGGUGGCGAGGAGGAUGUCGAACGCUUCGACCGCUUCUUAGCUGAGCAGCGUGGACACCCCAGUGCAUCCGAGCUGCGUGCGGCAGCCACAUCACCGCAGCACAUGAUGGCGUCCAUGAAGCGCAAGACGAUGAGUCGAAUUCAGCUAGACGGAAUCGAUGGUAGUGCUGAAGCAACCGGGGAAGACGCCGCCGCUCGGAAGUUGAUGCAGCAAGAGCUGGAAAACGAUGCGCGGAAGCGCCGAGAGGAGGCGGUGGCACAUCGGAAAUGGCUCAACUCACUGCCGAUCCACGAGCGAGUUGCUCAACAACGCCAGCAAAAUGUGCUGCGUAAAUGGCGCCAGAUGAACCGCGAUUGGGAAACGUUCAAAGUUCGUGCGGCCCGGCGGCUAGGCAAAGCCCCGCAAGAACUUGUGAUGAGUCGAGCUGCAUCUUAUCGUGAGCAGCGUGAAAUGUAUGAUGCGUUGCAGAAAGCUCGGCCGCUGAGUGACAAGGUUGGGGGAGAUAUCUGGCUCGUGAGUUUGCGAAAUGAGGGCACACGGUUCGUCCCCGUGGGGAACAUCUUCAGUGGACUCUUUUGCCCCAUCCGCGAGAGCACAAAACUUGGUCCUCGAGUUCGACGCCCACUUGACUAUCAUGACAAUCAGCACGAGGCAUCAAGACCAUUGUCCAAGCUCGAAAAGCGGUCCCUGGAUCUGCUAGCGCGAAAGAAAUGGCGCCUCCGUAAGCAGCUCGAGGUGUUGCAACCCCACGAGGUGGAGCGAAGUGCCAGUAGUAACCUCGCUGUUGGCACAGUUGAUUUGUUUGCGUGGGCAUCCGGCACAUUGGAAGACGCAAACAGUGAUAAUGAUGAUGGAGGGUCCAUUCGAGCGUAUUCUGCAGAUGACGAACCCUCACGCCGUCGUCGACUUCGUUCUUUAAGAAUCGGCUAUGUUGCGGAUGAAGAUGGCGUGCCGAACACGGAGAGCAAUGACAUUAGCUAUAACGCCGAGCCAUGCCAUCCGCCUCUUCGUUUGAGCUUUUACACUCCCGUAGGUGAACAAGAACAGCGAUCGCUCGCGCUUACCAACGAUGGAAGUACGAUUGUUCAUUACCAGUGGUGGCGCGCUCCAUUCGAGGACGAACACGCGGAGCUGACAGCCCAUAUACGCGGACGCCGCACUCGCAAGGAAGAACAGGAGCUGGAGCAGUGUACGAUUACUUCGGUAUCCAAACUUGGAGGCACACUACUGCCUGGAGAAACUGAGCAAUUUGUGUUUUCUUUCGAGUCGUCCCAAGCCGGCGUGUUCUUGGAAAAGUGGCUGCUAGAUGCAGACCCCCAGCCCCGAAUUUGUUUCGGAGCGACUCCGGAUGGCGAAGAGAUUGUGACCUCGGAGGAUUUACCUGUUGAAGUUCGAUUGAGUUGCGUCGCUGAGGACAACUUCGCUGCUUGGAGACGCCGUGAAAUGCAGCUCACCCGUGUCGAGGAACGAGAAAGUCACUUUUUCGUUGCAAACCUCGUCGAUGAAAUUCUGGACAGCGUUAGGCCUCCAGAGCCAGUCGUGUUUGCCGAGUUGACGCCAUGCACUGAUCCCAGAUCUGGUGCGUUCUUGCCACGAGCUUUACGAACGUGCUCAAGGAAUAUUACUAGCUCUUCUGCCCGUCCAAGAACCAGUUGA